GCAUCCAGCUCCCUGAUAGACAGCGUGUUCACAACGCGCCCCGUGGUUAAUAGCUUCCUCCUCCACCGCUCACGUCAAGCUGACGUUUCGCAAGAAAACAGAUCGGAUAUUACACACGUUUUUCUCUACAAAAGGUCUAUGGGAUGAGGUAGUAAUUCUGCGGCCUAUUUUCAGGCAGCACCAAACAUCACUUCGGAUAUGAUCAUACCCACGGAUGCAAAUAUGUCAACUGUUACAACACCAAUGACGGCUACUCCGACAACAAUUGAUUCGCUUCCACCUGAAGUAACGGCAGCUCUCAUCAUCUCUAUCAUCCUCAUCUUCUCAACACUCAUUAUGUUAAUAUAUGCAAAUAGGAGAUUUGAGUCUGAUCGAGCUAUCACAGUGUGUUGCUUUCUAUUAACGAUGAGUGCCCAGCACAUCACGCUCGUCAGCGGUCUCUAUUCAACCUCCAACCGAGCUGCUUGUGUCGCCGUCGCGUUAAUGAUUCACUUCUUCGAAUUAUCUGAAGCAUUUUGGACCUUAGGGAUGAUUGUUCAAAUCGUCUUAAAGGCAACGUAUAAAACACCUGAUAUUGGUAGUACGUCCCAAUAUUGUGCCCUUGGAUGGAUAACACCUCUUUUCGUAGUAGCCAGUACGGCGGGAUUGCAACUCGAAAAAUAUGGCAACCCCAGAUACUGUUUUCUUCCCGUGGAGGAAAACAUCAUAUUUGCCUUCCUCGUACCAGGUCUGAUUAUUAUCAUGACCAAUUACACCUGUUUGUGCUACAUUUUCUACGAAUACGUUACAACCAAGAAGAAAGACAAGAAGAAUCUCCCGCAAGUCUUAUCUGUGGUUCCUAAUGCGAGGGCAUGUGCGGUCAUUUCAACAUUUCUACUUCUGGACUGGAGCUUCUUCGUGUUAGCACUUCGGCUAAAUCUUACAGCAGUCAAUGCAUUAUGGGCUUUUAACAAAUUAGUAGAGGCAAGUACUUUCUAA
Messenger RNA from Strongylocentrotus purpuratus (purple sea urchin), 978 nucleotides. RefSeq names its product adhesion G protein-coupled receptor B1. Gene Ontology annotation, biological process: G protein-coupled receptor signaling pathway; cell surface receptor signaling pathway. The transcript has 9 exons. Gene Ontology annotation, molecular function: G protein-coupled receptor activity. Gene Ontology annotation, cellular component: membrane. NCBI's taxonomy places the organism in Eukaryota, Metazoa, Echinodermata, Echinoidea, Camarodonta, Strongylocentrotidae. The record is from RefSeq and is a predicted model, not a curated record. The coding region runs from base 199 to 978 and encodes 259 amino acids.